This is a messenger RNA of Penicillium lagena, 969 nucleotides long. Its product is annotated as RTA1 domain-containing protein. The transcript is spliced from 3 exons. Gene Ontology annotation, cellular component: fungal-type vacuole; plasma membrane. The record is from RefSeq and is a predicted model, not a curated record. NCBI's taxonomy places the organism in Eukaryota, Fungi, Ascomycota, Eurotiomycetes, Eurotiales, Aspergillaceae. Bases 1 to 969 code for a protein of 322 amino acids.
AUGAGCGACCAGGAGUCUCAAAACAUCUUCAAUGGGUGCCAUGCACUGGGCGAGUGGAAGACUCCGUACGAUUAUGUCCCUUGGAAGGCUGCGGGCGUUGUUUUCGUUCUUUUAUUUGGUCUUUCGGGGGUUGUCCAUAUGGUCCAAUUUUGCUGGAAGCGGACAUGGUGGUGCUCUGUGUUUACUAUUGGAUGUUUGGGGGAAUUCAUCGGCUGGGCGGCUCGACUAAUGUCGGCACAUUGCCCUUACAAUUCGACGGCAUACCUGAUUCAGAUCUCCACCCUCAUCAUUUCCCCCGUCUUUUUCACCGCAGGCCUUUAUAUCCUCCUGGGUCGUUUGAUUAUGGUGGUUGGGAGAGACAGUUCCUACCUCUCGCCCAAGGCGUAUCUCUGGAUCUUCUGCGUCGCGGACCUGAUCUCUCUGCUGAUGCAGGCCGCCGGGGGUGGGCUGGCCUCCAUUGAGUCCAGCGCACACAAAUCCACGGCGCUCGGUUCCAAUCUGAUGCUAGCUGGUAUUAUAUUCCAGACGUUUUCCAUCACCAUAUUCGUCAUCUGCGCUGUCGACUUUGUUCGCCGGACCUCGCGCUCCCACCUCAUCGACCCGUACCGGAAGUCACUGACUCCUAUGUUAUACGCUAUGUUCUUCUCGUUGACUUGUGUCUACAUCCGGAGUAUCUAUCGUGUUGUUGAGCUGGCCCAGGGUUGGGCUGGUUUCCUGAUCACCCACCAGAUCUACUUUGUGAUUCUUGAUGGGGCGAUGAUGGUGCUGGCUGUGGGAGUUUUUAACUUCGUCCAUCCUGGACGGCUGCUCUCCUCCAAGAGCGAGUUCGACAUACCCAAGGAGGUAUCAAAUGUGUCACUGAAUACGCCCUCCAACGGAUCUUAUGCCACUAACCCGGUGUACCCACCGACUUUGAAUCCUGCCCAUCAGAACCCCAAGUACCAGCUGACCCCGACUCGGUACAUUUGA